Molecule: messenger RNA, 718 nt
Organism: Mustela erminea (ermine)
Lineage: Eukaryota; Metazoa; Chordata; Mammalia; Carnivora; Mustelidae
Gene: SCGB1C1
Product: secretoglobin family 1C member 1
Exons: 4
Coding region: 52-504 (150 amino acids)
Source: RefSeq, a predicted model, not a curated record
UGGAGAGGGGUGUGCAAGGCGCCAGCUUUUGCUUUGUCUUCAGCCAGCCUCAUGCUCCCUCAUCACAGGGACCAACCUUAUUCUAUUUUAUUCUCCCUUGAAUUUGACAGGUUGAAACAUUCUGCCACAUGCUGUCUGGAGAGUGGCCACAUGGGGGAAACACCCAGGUGCAGCAUAAAGCCAGCCGAGGCAGCUGCCAAGAGACCGCCGUCUGCCAUGAAGGGGAGCAGCACCCUCCUGCUGGUAGCCCUCGUCCUGCUCUGUUCCUGGGGGCUGGCCACCGGGGAGGACAGCAGUGAGUUUUUCAUGGACUUCCUGCAAACGCUGCUGGUGGGGUCCCCCGAGGAGCUCUACGAGGGGCCCCUGAGCAAGUACAACGUCAAUGCGGAUGCCAAGGCCGCCCUGACUGAGCUCAAGUCCUGCAUAGACAACCUCCAGCCCAUGCACAAAGCGGAGCUGGUCAAGCUGCUGGUGCAAGUGCUGGGCAGCGAAGAUGAGGCCUAGCAGAGCCCAGUCACAGCCCCAAGCAGCCACAGAACCAGCUACACAAACAGCCAAGGCCACGUCGUCCCACUACCCCAUGUGUGAAUUUACCUUAAUACUGUUCAAUCAAUAAAGCGUCCUGCAGCUCCGCGCCGGGCUCCUGUGUCUCCCCACACUCAGAAACACAACUACACGCACACGGGAAUUCACACACACAGGGUUGCACCCACAGAGC